AAUGCCGCGCCUAGGCGCUAUCAAGUCGCGAAAUGGCUGUGAGAAAUGUAAACAACGUCGAGUCAAGUGCGACGAGAAAGUUCCAUGCAGCGCGUGUACGAGACACGGCAUCAGAUGCACACUUCUAGAUCGUCCCGUGGUCGAGCGGCGAGACAGGCCCAGAGACGCAGAACACGCAGGAAGCAUUGUGAAUGAUCGCUCAGCCCGGCGCGAAUCGGCGAGGCUCUUCCAGCUUCGCAGUGUCAUGCCAGCACAAGACUCAGUGCUCCAACUUGAAUCAGAUGACUCCUCUCGAGAAUUACAAAGCCAGCAGCAGUACGGAUUGUCGCAAUCUGCCAACCUGUCAGAUCAGCAGCAAAUUGGGUACGGCGGCCCGUCUGCCACACGAGACCCGUUUCCAUACUUCACUCCCCUGAUGAAUGACGAUCAGACGGCACCCCUCCAGACUCCGCAGCAAUGGACGACAGACCUGGAGCUGAUGCAUCACUACAGCGCUGUCACGUGGCAGUCGCUGCCCCGAGCCGCUGACCACCCGGAGAUCUGGCAAGUUGAGGUCCCGAAGCUGGCAUUCAAGCAUGAGUUCCUGAUGCAUCAGCUCCUGGCCAUCUCCGCCUUCCACAUGUUGCACCUGGAUCCUGGCUCGUCGACAUCCCGAAGACGCCACUAUCAACUUCUCGCCAUCCAACACCAGAACAAGGCGAUUGCCGGGCUCAGAAGCGCCAUCCCCCAGCUCGACAGUUCGACCUGUGAUGUCAUGUUUGUGGCUGCUUCCUUGUCGUUGAUCAAUGGAUUCGCGACUUUUUCUCAACAACCCAGGCGACUUGAACAAGAGCAGCAGCACAUGUCUCCCGAGUCAACAGGCACCGGCGGCAGUAGCGAGCCACCAGACUUGGACAACCUGCUGGAUGUCUUCCGCCUUCUCCGCGGCCUCAAGAGCAUCCUGAGCGCUUAUGAAAGCGACGUCGAGAAGAGUUCAAUUGGUUGCUUGUUGCGCAUAGAGCAGCACUAUUCAGUGAACCCCCUUCUGACUUCAAUCAUUGUCGACGUCAGCGCGAGUGAUCUACUACACCUUCGCGGUGGCAACAACGGCGCCACCUCCUACUCGGCUGAAGCCAUAUGUUGCCAAGAAGCCGCAGCUUGUCUGAUUGAGUGGAUUGGUCGCGCCAUCUCCGACGCCACGGCUCCAGAGCUGAGGCUAGUAUCAACAUGGCCAAUUGCAAUCUCCGAGGAAUUCAUGACACUCAUGGGUUCACGGGAUCAAAGAGCAAUGAGACUGCUGGAACAUUACUGUCGGAUUCUCGGUCAAGCAGGUGUCAACUACUGGUAUCUGUCCGGAUGGGCUAAAUCCGUCCAGUCCAAUAUCAGUAGUGACGGAAGUAGUAGUAGUAGUAGUAGUAGUAGUAGUACUCCUAAGCUAUCCUAA
Messenger RNA from Microdochium trichocladiopsis, 1423 nucleotides. RefSeq lists its product as uncharacterized. Gene Ontology annotation, molecular function: DNA-binding transcription activator activity, RNA polymerase II-specific; zinc ion binding. Lineage: Eukaryota; Fungi; Ascomycota; Sordariomycetes; Xylariales; Microdochiaceae. The annotation marks the transcript as partial. The transcript is spliced from 2 exons. Gene Ontology annotation, biological process: regulation of transcription by RNA polymerase II. The record is from RefSeq and is a predicted model, not a curated record.